GGAACAGAGACCCAGAGCCUGUUAUCGGCAUCUUCUCAUGCGUAUGUUUAUGUUAUGUUUUCAGUAUUUCUGACAUCGAGCUCCUAUAGGCAACGUGCGAGAGAAUAGCACCAACUGCAAUUUUACUGCAGUUUCAUUCAAUGGCAGCCUUGGCAGGAUGGACAAGCUUAUUACCUGCUUCUAUAGAAGACCCAGUGCUGUCACAAGGCUGAUAUGCUUCCCGUGGGCCGGAGGAGGAUCACUGUAUUAUGCGCAAUGGGGCAAGCUGUUUGAUGAUACUAUAGAAGUAUAUUCAAUAAAGCUUCCUGGAAGAGAAUCUCGUUCAAAAGAACCUUUUGCCCAAAACAUGGAGCAAAUUGUUGAUGAAGUAAUCCAGGCAUUACUUCCGGAGCUGCAAGAAAAAUCUUUUGCAUUUUUUGGCCACAGCUUUGGGUCUUUUACAAGUUUUGCUACUGCAGUACGAUUAAAGGAAACCUAUGGGCUGGAACCAGUUCAUCUGUUUGUCUCUGGGGCAUCUGCCCCACAUUCAAAAACACGCUUCCCUAAUCAGAAGAGGUCAGAGCUGAGUGAUGAGGACUUCCUGAAGUGGAUGUCUCAUACAGGAGGAACUCCAGCUGAAGUUCUCCAGAACAAGGAUGCCAUGCAGCUGUUUAUUCCGCCGCUAAAAGCAGACCUACGAGUGGUUGAGAACUUUGUCUAUGAAAAACCUGACACUCAUGUUCUGUCUUGUGGCAUUACGUGCUUUGAUGGUACAGAAGAUGUUCCACAUGAUUUAGAAGACUCCUUUAGGAUUACAAUCGAGACGAAAUUUCAAGGAGGUACUAGAGAUGGGGUUGUUUGUAUACUUGAUGGGGAGAGCUUGAAUCAAGCCUGGAGCCAUCUUACAAAGGGAGAUUUCAGUAUUCACAAACUGCCUGGUGGUCAUUUUUAUCUGAAGGAUCCGACGAAUGAAAAGCACCUAGUAAACCACAUAUGUAAAUACUUAGAAACUGCUGAAAUGAGCUAUCUGUGAGCUCAGUUUACGUCUCUGAAGGUGGUUAUGAAAUACUCGCAUACUUCUGCCAAUGACAAUGUGGAAUUUCAUAAGCACAGCAGCACAUUUCACAUUCCAACAGCAGCAUUUUUGCAGUGUGCUUUCUUUGAGCAUACAGCAGUAGUCCUUAUGUGCACUUUAAUAUCUCUAAAGUUUGAACAGUAAUCAUAAUUGUAUCAAUUUAAUAGACAUUACAACUGGACUGACCAUACAAUCAUUUUAAAAGGUAUAUUUGUAAGUGGCAGCACCUGAAUCAUUGGAUAUCAUGCUGUAGCUUCCUUCCUGUAGGAUUACAAAAAAUAGUUUUAUGAAAUAUUUGUUCAUCCCAGUGUUUCAAGGUCUCUCCAGAUGUUAAGUUACACCUCUUUUACAGCAGACACACGUCUAAUGGGGUGAGUGAUUUUACAAAAGAAUAAAGACACAUAGGAUUGAGUUAA
This is a messenger RNA of Bombina bombina (fire-bellied toad), 1470 nucleotides long. It is a transcript of the gene OLAH, whose product is annotated as oleoyl-ACP hydrolase. The record is from RefSeq and is a predicted model, not a curated record. Bases 158 to 1012 code for a protein of 284 amino acids. Lineage: Eukaryota; Metazoa; Chordata; Amphibia; Anura; Bombinatoridae. Gene Ontology annotation, biological process: lipid biosynthetic process. The transcript is spliced from 8 exons.